Messenger RNA from Dryobates pubescens (Downy woodpecker), 844 nucleotides. RefSeq names its product cystatin-B-like. Gene Ontology annotation, molecular function: cysteine-type endopeptidase inhibitor activity. Bases 483 to 779 code for a protein of 98 amino acids. Gene Ontology annotation, cellular component: cytosol. NCBI's taxonomy places the organism in Eukaryota, Metazoa, Chordata, Aves, Piciformes, Picidae. The record is from RefSeq and is a predicted model, not a curated record. The transcript has 3 exons.
GAUGCAAUUUCAAGUUGAACAGGACCUUCACUAAGAAAAUUCUUGCAGGGUUUGUGCUGAUCUUGAAUGGUAUUGGGAAAUACUGGGUGUGACUUUGAUCCACUUCCUGAGAGCACAGACUACUCAUCUCCACAUGGGUGGAGAGGCAAGAGGUUCUAGUUUCAGCCUAAACCAACUGCCUUAAGAUGUGGGUUGGCUGGAAGCUCUUGUUUGCUUUUCUUAACUGAUGUGGAGACUAUGUACAUGGAAGAUUUUAAAGUGCUUUGGACAUUUGGGGUUAAUGUUAUCAGUGGUUCACUUGUUGUUUCCCCCGUUUCUCUCCUUCUGCAGGUCAGCAAUGGUAGGGUCCCCAUGUUACAGGUCAUGUGACUGCAUGACACACGGCUGUGUCUCUAUAUAGGAGAUGCUUGGUGACUCGACUCAGACUGCACUGAGCCUCCCUCUACUUAGCUGUCAUCAGUUCAGAGAGGUUAUCUGCCAUUAUGAUGCCUGGAGGCUUAUCUGACACCAAGCCUGCUACUCCAGAAGUCCAGCAUAUUGCUGACCAGGUGAAGCCACAACUUGAAAGCAAGGUGAACAGGACAUUUGAUAUCUUCAAAGCCAUAGAAUAUAGGACUCAGGUGGUUGCUGGGCUCAACUACUUCAUUAAGGUCCAAGUUUCUGAUGAUGACUAUGUCCACUUGAGGGUGUUUGAGGCCCUUCCUCACGAGAACCAAGGUCCUCGCCUUGACGCUUUUCAGACUGGCAAAACCAGAGAUGAUCCUCUGACCUACUUCUGAGAGACCAUGAGGAAUUGGUGCCUCACUUGUGUGUGAGCUCUGCCUGUGCCCAUGAAUGCAUGGAA